CAUAAAGGCUUUCAUGUGUGACACUUUCACUUUGCUCUGACAACGAGCUUGAGAUGUGCUGGAAAGGAAAUGAGCACAUUUCUGAGUUGGAAGCUCAACUAAGCGUUUGGAGACAAUGGCAGACUAAGAGGCAUGUUGUUUCAGGUUUAGCAGCAUCUUCCAAUAGAAUCGACUUUGACGUUUCCCCCUGCUGAAACAUGGCGACAUCGUCGGUAACCGAUCUGAGGAUUGUGAUUCUUGGUAAAAACGAAGAUGAUAAAACAACCCUCAGUAAUUUCUUGACAGACGGAACGCCUUAUUCUUCACAAAAAGUGAAGUCUUUUGACGUGUUGUAUGGAGAAUGGAGGAGAAAACCCUUCACCCUGAUUAAAACGGGAGAUAUCCUCGGUCUGCCUGUGGAAAGUGUCAGUCAUGACAUGAAGGCGUGCGUGGCUCUCUGCCCACCAGGACCGAACGUCCUGCUGCUGCUCGCGAACCCGUCAGACUUCACCAAGUCGGACAGGCAAAAUCUGAAGUUUGUCCUGAGUUUUUUCGGGACAGAAGCUUUUAAUUGUGCGAUUGUCAUAACAUCCGAAGACGAUCAGGGAUCGUGUUUUACCAUAAACCAACUCGUCGCAGACUGUGGACAAAGGAUCCACAAAAUGAACUUCCACCAAAGACAAUACUCUGUUAAUAAACUACAAGAACUGAUGAAAAGGAUUGAAAAUAUCGUGAGAGAGAACAAGGGGCGAUAUUUAACAUUUCCUGAAGACAUGGAACUAAUAAGUGAGCCAAAAUCUGUGAAGCCCCAUCUGAACCUGGUCCUUUGUGGAAGACAUACAUCCCGGAAAGCUUCCGUAGCUCGUGCCAUCCUGAGGGACAGUUAUUGCGGUGCGUUUGGCGAUUCAGUGGAUGUUAGAAAUCAGGGCUCUGUCUUCGGGCGCCAGGUGUCCAUAGUGGAGCUACCAGCUCUGUAUAAAACACCAAUGGACACAGCAAUGAAGGAAUCCUAUAGAAGUCUUUCCCUCUGUGAGCCAGAGGGUGUCCACGCCUUCAUUCUGGUCCUACCAUUGGACUGCCCUGAUGAUGACGAUAAAAAAGAGCUGGAAACCAUUGAGAAAAUCUUUGAUUCUAGAAUCACUGAAUUUACCAUGAUUCUUUUUGCUGUAGAGGCAAUUUUCAAUUCCUCUAAACUUCUGAAUUUUCUAAAGGAAAACAGAGAUAUUCAAGAAAUCUGUCAGAAAUGUAACAAACAGUUUAUGGUCUUCAACACCCAGGAAGAGCAGCAGAUCCAUGAGGUGUUGCAAUUUGUCCAAGUAAUGACAAACGUAGGACAGAAAAGUUUUACCAAAAAAAUGUUCCCCAAGCCGCAAAAGCUUAAAAAGAGUAACACGUUUAGUUGUCGCGACCGUCCAAAUGUGAAAUUGAGUCUACACAGGACAGGGAGUGCAAUGUUUAGGGAGAGUCCUCUGCAGGACUAUAGACCUCAGAAGCAAGACCCAACUCCCCUGCCAAUGCCAGAGAGUGAAGAGCCCCUACGGAUACUGCUGAUCGGUAAGACGGGUUGUGGUAAAAGUGCCACUGGAAACACUAUCCUUGGCAGAGAGUGCUUCUCAUCAAAAGUCAGUCAAAGAUCGGUGACGAAGAUUUGCCAAAAAGAGACGGGAGAGGCUGAAGGCCGUCUUGUAACCGUGGUGGACACGCCAGGGUUAUUUGACACCUGUCUGUCAAAUGACCAAGUUAAGCAAGAGCUAAUCAAAUGCAUCAGCAUGUUGGCCCCCGGACCCCACGUCUUCCUGCUCGUCCUGCAGAUCGGACGCUUUACUCAAGAAGAAAAAGACACUUUGAAGCUGAUCGAGGAAUUCUUUGAGAAGUCCAAGGACUUCAUCAUUGUCGUGUUCACCAGAGGGGACGAUCUUAAAAAUCAAACAUUUGAUAGUUACUUAAACGAAAGCGAUGAAUAUGUCAAACAGCUGAUUAGCGAUUGUGGAGGGAGGUACCAAGUCUUUAACAACAAUGACCAAACCAAUCGAUCUCAGGUUCGAGAGCUCCUAGACAGAGUUGAGACGAUGCUACAGCAAAAUGGUGGUGAUUACUACACCUCAGCCAUCUUUACAGAGGCAGAGGAAGCAAUACAGAGGGAAACAGAGAAACUACUGAUAGAGAAGGACAAGGAACUGCAGAAAAAGAAGGAAGACUUUAAAAAAGAGCUUGAAUACAAAAUGCUAAAUAGGAGUGAAACAUUUAAAAAAAGGCAAGCCAGAUUUCAACAAGAAACCCAACAGAGCGCCCAGAGAGUCAAGGAGAAAGAGGAGAAAAUACUGAGGGAGGAAGAGAAGGUGAUGAUGGAAAGGAAACGAAGAAAAGAAGAGGAGAUGGAAAAGAAAAGGAAAGAUGAGAUGAAACAAUAUGAGUGGGAUCAAAAAGUUGAAUGUUUGCAGGUAAAUCAGGGACCGGUUGGAGCAACGUUACCAGAGACAGCAUUAUUACGGCAAAGCAGAGAAGAAAUGAGAAAGGAAAGAGAAGCUUGGGAGAAGGAAAGGACAGAAUGGUGGGAGAAGAGAUAUCGAGACGAAAAGCAAAGGCAAGAAAGUGAGCAGCAACGCCUCCAAAAGCUCAGAGAAGAACAUGAAGAGGAAAAGCUUAGAUACGAAUUAAAAAGGCGAGAGGAGGAACAACUUCGGAGGGAACAAGAGAAGAGAGACUGGAAGGUAGCCCAGGAAAUGUUCCGAAAGCAGGUAGAGGAGAUAGAGAGGAGAAAUUAUGAGGACGCCAGAAAACAAGCGGAACAAUGCAACGAUUUCAGGCACAAAUAUACCUCUGAUGUCUCGACUGAGCUGGAGAAAUACGGGAAAGAAUUAAUGGACCUGAAGCUGAAGCAUGAAAAACAAACUGAACUUUUGAUCAAGCAGCUGAAUACAAACAAAGUUCACCAGAAAAACUUCGAAAAGCUGCAGAAAAAGCAGGAGGAGGAAGUUAAGGCUCUGAAAUCAUCGCUUUGUUUCAACAGUGAGCUGCAGAUCAAAAACCGAAUGACUGAGCUGCAGAAAAGGCAUCAGGACGAAAUAAACGAGUGGAUACAGGAGCGGGUGAAGAAAGCCUCAGAGAGGCGAGCGUGCAGCAUUUCCUGAGACGUGAUGCAACCAUAAGACGACGACAAUGCUGCUUUGCAACCAUUUAUGCAUAAACGCUUUUAUUCCACCUGACUUUCAAAAUGUAAGACAGCUUUAAAUGCAGAAGAUUCUCUGGUUCUUUUAAUCUCAAUGUAGAAUGUAAUGGAGAUUGUAAAAGUUUGAAUUAUAUUUUAAUAUAGUGAGAUGAGCUGCUGUAAAGUCAAAGCAAACUUUCAUUAGAACUAAAAAAGGAAAAGAUGUUUUCAAACCCUUUUAGAAAAUUCUUGUUGCUGGUCUGUUUAAACAACCAUGUCGACCUACAUAUCUGCCAUAUUUCUCAGAAAGGUUUAUGUUUGUGUUUGGCUGAAAAACACUGAAUUUCUUGUUUGACUGGUUUCUCUAGAGUUUCUGUAACUGAGAGCAACGCUGCUGACUUCAAGACAAGUUUUUAUGUAAGGACCCUGUUACACCUUGACGAUUUAUCCACAUAUGACCGACGUCCCAGAAUCUCCUAAAACCCUGACGUACGCUGGACUUUCUAUGUAUUUUUUAAAAUUCUGGUCGUAUACAUAGAGUAUUCAUAACGACUUUAGUACUUCUGUCCAACCACAGCCUAAGGUAUGCAUAACGUACGGCAGCGUAAUGCCCAUGAAAUGAUGCAAAAGCCAGUGUCCUGAGGGGGGCAGCGAUGUGCCCGGAGGUUCCUGGUCUGCAUAAAAAGAUUUCUUUAAUCGCAGUAUUAACCUAGCUGCUGUU
Messenger RNA from Cyprinodon tularosa, 3848 nucleotides. RefSeq names its product GTPase IMAP family member 8-like. The record is from RefSeq and is a predicted model, not a curated record. Bases 198 to 3110 code for a protein of 970 amino acids. The transcript has 3 exons. NCBI's taxonomy places the organism in Eukaryota, Metazoa, Chordata, Actinopteri, Cyprinodontiformes, Cyprinodontidae. Gene Ontology annotation, molecular function: GTP binding.